Molecule: messenger RNA, 1017 nt
Organism: Penicillium manginii
Lineage: Eukaryota; Fungi; Ascomycota; Eurotiomycetes; Eurotiales; Aspergillaceae
Product: alpha/beta hydrolase
Exons: 2
Coding region: 1-1017 (338 amino acids)
Biological process (GO): proteolysis
Molecular function (GO): serine-type peptidase activity
Source: RefSeq, a predicted model, not a curated record
AUGGCUCGCCAAUUACCAGAAGGAGGCCAAACUCUGGUCUACUCCACUGUCGAUGAUCAUGAGAUUAAGCUUGAUUAUUACCUUCCUCGUGUCAAUGGGGCUUUACCUGCGGUGAUCUACUAUCACGGUGGCGGCAUGACAGCAGGUUCACGUCGCGGAGGUCUCCCUAGGUGGCUAUAUGCCCACUGCCAGGAGAAAGGCUACAUCUUCAUCUCAGCAGAUUACCGUCUCUGCCACCCCACCACGGCUCUCGAUCAAAUCGAGGACGCAAAGAAUUUAUUCCAAUUCAUUACCAGCGCGCAAUUUGACAGUAUUCUACCAGAGUCUAUCACUCUAGACUCCACCCGUAUUGCCGUCAGCGGCUUCUCAGCAGGCGCAUAUUCUGCCCGCGCAGCAUGCAUCUACGCCAACCCUAAACCCGCCGCACUUAUCUCCGUCUAUGGACUCGGCGGCAAUGUCCUUUUAGAUCACUGGACACGCGCUCGCCCACCGACAUCAAUUGCGAAGUUCGUCGACCUGAACGCUGUCCCAGAGCUUCUGGCAGACAAGACUGUUGUCAGCGACGAUGUGUCUGUGGGAGGCCCUUUAUCGCGACGCUUUGCCCUUACUGUGCACUGGGAACUUUCCGGAACGAUGUUGGAUGGCAUCUUCGGGCGAGAUGGUCUCGGUAGAGCUCUGGACAGAGUGGACUAUGAGCAGCGGGCCGCGGCGUUUCCUUCGGACCUGAAGUCUGGUCUUCUGCAGUCGUUCGUGGAUGACUCGUAUCCACCUUCUAUUUUUGUUCAUGGGACUGCGGAUGAGGUUGUUCCUCCCCAGGAAAGUAUUGAUCAUCAUGAGCAGUUGAAAGGCUUAGGAAUUAAGUCGGAACUCUUGUUUGUUGAGGAUGGACCACAUGGGUUGGAAGCGUUCUCGACUGAUCCCACCUCGGUGGUCUUCAGUCGCUCGAAUGAGGCGUAUAGUAAGGCGUUGAGCUUCAUUGACGAUGUUUUCAGUGGAUUGCAGAAUUCGACUCUGUAG